Durusdinium trenchii is the source of this 2366-nucleotide messenger RNA. The record is from the annotation of a GenBank genome assembly. NCBI's taxonomy places the organism in Eukaryota, Dinophyceae, Suessiales, Symbiodiniaceae.
GGCCUUUCGCUUUUCCCCUGCCACAGUCCUCAUGGCCUUGCGCCACAGCAAUCCGCAUGGUCCGCAGCGCCCAGCUCCGCAGAUAAGACAGCCUCUCAGACGCUUUGCAGCUGGGCGUGCCUGCCAAACUCCCAGUGCUGGGAGGACCUUUGCUUGCCUUCCAUGGCGCGCGCGGCCCUUGCGAAACCCGCGGCCGACGUCUCCCAAGCCAUCAGUGUGGGCUUUAGCCAGCGAAUCUCCCGGUGCCGCAGGGAAGGCAAAUGGCAAGAGGCGGUGUACCUUUUGGCACAGAUGCGGCGUGGCAAAGCACUCCCGAAUGACAUCACCUGCAACAUGGUGAUCAGCGCUUGUGCCAAGGGAGGUCAUUGGCAGCUCGCUGUGGACUUGCUUUGCCAGAUGCCCGCCGUACAGGUGACUCCUGAUCUCAUCAGCUACAACAGCGCCAUCAAUGCAUGUGAGGUUGCAAGCGAAUGGGCAGCUGCAUUGGCGUGCUUCAAGGCCCUUGAGGAGAAGCAACUUCAGCCAGAUAUCAUCGUUUACGGCGGUGUCAUCAGUGCUUGCGCCAAAGCUGGUGGCUUGCUCUUACGUCAUUUCUGGGGAAAUCUGUCGAACCAUGAACCACUUGGCCACGUCGGGUCGCUCGCAGUGGGCUUUUGGCAGCUUACCUUGCGGAUCUUUGAAGAGCUUUGCAGACGCAUGUCCCCUGACCUGGUGGCCUGCAAUGCUGCGUUGCGUGCAUUUAAGGGAAACCGCUGGCCUGUGGCAAAUGCCAUCCUGCAGAACUUUGAUGACUUUGGGCUUCAAGCUGAUGUGGUGACAUUCAGCACGGCCAUCACCUCCUGUGUGGAUGCUUGGCCCAUGACCCUGCAGCUGCUGACGGAGAUGCAUUCCGCUCAGAUUGAAGCAAACGUUUGGAGCUUUAGUAGCGCGAUGACUUGCAUGAGUGGGGCUGCCUUAUCUGCGUGGCCGACAUCUUUAGACUUGCUGCGGGCCAUGAAGAGCUCUCAGGUGGAGCCGAAUCACUUCAGCCUCAGUUCAGCCAUCAGUACGGGACUUUCAAGUUGGCCACGAGCUGUGUCGUUGCUGCCAGUCAAGAUGAGUCGUGUUUGUUAUGUCUCCGCUCUGGCCAGCUGUGCAUCCUCCAUGGCUUGGGAAGCUGCCUUGGCUUGCUUAACAGCCAUGCAGAAUGCGCAGAUGACCCCGGGCGCAGUUGAGGUGGGCACUUUGGCUGAAUCGUUCAACCGUGCUUUGGGGCACAAAGCGGCAAGAGAACUACUUUGCAGUGUUUCGACCAGUUGGAAGGCGGGGAAGAAGGAUGCUGUUCCCAAUUUCACUGCAGAAGAGAUCAUCAUGCAAGGGCCCGGCCUUCUGAUGGCCAAUAAGCCAGAAAGCACCUCGACCGAAGAGUUUGCGGCUGCCCUGGCCGCCCGCCUCAACUGCCGACUGUCCGUGACCAGUCGCUUAGACCAUCCCACAUCAGGGGUUUUGCCCUUGGCCUUUGGCACGGAGUCGAGCAUGGAAAAGUGGCUGGUUGCACAGCUGGCAGCCAGAUUGGUGGAGAAGGAAUAUCUUUGCCUUUGUGAAGGUGAAGCCUUGGGGCCUCCAGGCACCACUGGCCUAGUGGUCGCUCCCAUUCGCACCAUGGAACUGGACGGCCACACCAGCCGGAGCGAGGUGAGCCCCACCGGACGGAUCGCGCGCACGGAGUACCAGGUUUUGAGGCGGUUUUCCUGCAGAGGUGCUCAGUGGGCUGAGGACACGAGUGAAGUGAUGCUGCUGGCUGCUCACCCCAUCACUGGCCGCACUCAUCAGAUCAGAGUGCACUUCGCCUUUUUGGGCCGUCCACUGCUGGGAGAUUUGACCUAUGGCAGGAGAGACAGCUUGUCCGUUUGUCCGCGGCUUUUCCUCCAUUGCCGACGCUUUAGCUGUAUUGGUCCCGACGGCACGCCCUUGGUCGCCGAAGCACCUUUGCCGCCAGAGCUGCAAAACGUGCUGGAAACUUUGUGAGAGGUCCAUGCCCAACAGCUUGCUUUGCCAGCCAGACCGGCAGACCAAGCUCAUCUCCGCAGGGUUGCUGGAACUGCAGCUACUACAAGCGCUCUGCGAGAGAUGUAAGGUUUGGAGAGCAUCAAUCAAGAUGUUUCGGCGCACUCUCCGGCACUUCUUGGUCGACGGCGAUGGCGCAGCGAACUCGGCGAUGGCGAGCGCAGGAACGGGUCGAACGUGAAAGCGCCAGGAUUGCAGCAUCGAAAAUAGGUCACUCAAGCAGCCGGCUGGCGUGCGUAUUGAUUGCUGGCGGGCCCAUUGAAGAAGCCAGAGCCGAAAGCCCACGGGACAAGACCAUUAUUUGUUCUUCCUCUUGCACC